Messenger RNA from Chroicocephalus ridibundus (black-headed gull), 2565 nucleotides. It is a transcript of the gene MTFR2, whose product is annotated as mitochondrial fission regulator 2. Gene Ontology annotation, cellular component: mitochondrion. The transcript has 7 exons. NCBI's taxonomy places the organism in Eukaryota, Metazoa, Chordata, Aves, Charadriiformes, Laridae. Gene Ontology annotation, biological process: aerobic respiration; mitochondrial fission. Bases 228 to 1484 code for a protein of 418 amino acids. The record is from RefSeq and is a predicted model, not a curated record.
CGGGGCUGCGGAGCGGCGUCUGCGCCCGCCGGCCGCGGCCUAAGGCAGGGGUUCGGGACGUCCGGCAGGCGGGGGAUAAGAGGCGGUCAGCGGGCUCUCCUGCGCCUGCUGGCGGCUCUUGCGGAAGAAGGAGGGAGGGCACCGGUUGCUCCCGGCGGGGUAGGAGUGCCGCGGAGGCCAGCCGGCGGUCGCUCGGUCGCCGUGUCCCUGCAGCGCGCGCAACCGCCAUGGCGCUGGUGCUGGAUCUCCUCAGGCGGGUGCUGGAGUACUUCGGAUGGCCGCCCGACCAGGCCGUAUUUUUGGAAACUCACAUAUUUGGUAGCAGCAUCAGUCAUACAAUCAGAACAUGCUUUCCUUCAGCAAUCUCAUCAAGAAGGCAUUUCCAGCGGUUAUGUUCAGUUAUAAGGAAGUAUCAGUCCAAGGUCAUAUCUGCUUGCCAAAAAAAGGAAUAUGGAUCUACUCGAAGUGUUGUCCGUAGACUUGGGACAAUUCUUUCCUUAGAGCCCUACCCAAGACCUUACUUUCAACUUGUUCAAGACCCAAGUCCAUUGGGUUAUGAUGAACAAAGCACAGCUCCAGCUCCUGUAGCUCCGUCACUUGCUGAUGUCCUGUGGGUGGCAAAUGAUGAGGGACAAGCAUUUACUAGACUUAGGACUGAAUUAUGGAGAAAAGAAAAAAGUACAGCUUAUUGUGACCUACAUCCUUCUAUAGUUUCAAUACAAAAUGUUCCAAAAAACAGUACACAAAAAUACGGUCUUGUUGAUCAAGCAGCACUCCAGAAAAUUUCUGCACUUGAAAAUGAGCUAACUUUUCUUCGCACUCAGAUUGCUGCAAUUGUUUCAGCGCAAACAUUGGGAAGCAUUCCAUCACAAGCCUUUAAAACAUUCAGCACUCCAGAUGCAUUUUACCCGGUGCCAGCCAUGACUUCUACGCCAUUGUCCGUGUCUCACAAUCACUUGGUAAUUCCCUCGCCUCCUCCACUUCCUUCUGGUGUACCAUCUGGUGUUGAUGCUAGUAAUUCGGCAGUUGAACUUAUAAAACAACGUCGUGCUGCGAGAAACAGUGGUUCAAAUACAGCUGACAGUGCUGAUCACCAGAGGACAAAGAAUAUUCCUAGUAUGAUGGAUGUUUUGAAAGACCUAAACAAAGUUCAGUUGCGAGCUAUUGAGAGGUCACCUGGAGGUACUCCUCUUUCCAGACCCAAAAAGAGGCAAAGUUCAGAUUGGGAUCCAGUUGCUCUACUAACUCAUGCACUAAAGCAGAAAUUUGCACAUAAAAAUGAUGAUGAAGAUGAUUCCCUGGACAAAGAAAAUCGAUCUUUUGAUAGCUCCCCAUUUUCUAGUCCAGAGGUGCCAUUGGUAUGUUUUUAUAUAAGAAUCUGGUUUUAUGUUAUUGAAGAGACACUUUUAAGUGUUUUCAUGGAUAGUUGCAGGGUUUUUAUGAGUCUACAACUUUUCUGCAAUGUCUUCAAGCCAUCAGCCUAGGCAGUUGCUUUUUUCAAGUACUGAUCAGGGCAGAGAACUUCAAAGAUUAAUUAUUUUGGGUGGUUUUAGACUGGUAAAUACACUUGUAGAUGUGCCAAGAGGAAAAAUUUAGAAGACUGACCUUAAAAAUUUAGCUCAUAGUUGAUGGAACUGUGGACAUUUGCUUGAUGGUAACAGGCAGGUAUCCAUGCAUAGAAACUGGGUGUCUAGUUAGUAAAACUACUUAUUGGCCAACUUGUAUUUUGGAUGCUGCACAGCAUUGCAUUGCAUAGCUGAUGUACCUAAUUCUAGAUACAAAGAUGAAAGUUAGAUCCUGGAACAGCUUGAUUAUGGAACAGCUUUUGUUCUAGGAUCUAACAGCGGAAUUAUAAAGUCCUGGAAGAGACACUGCUGAAGGCCAGCACGUUAAAAGAAGCAUAACAACUCUUCCAAACUCUCUUUAUUGUAAACAUCUCAUUCGGGUGUCUUGGGUAUAAUUUUGUUUAAUUCCCUCCCUACUCCCCAGGUUGGACAUUGCAGUCUGAAGCCAAAUGCAAAAUCUAGCCUUUUAACAACUGAUGAAGUUAAACAGGUAUCAACGUGGAAAGUGAGAGCUCAUAUUUAACUGAUGGAGACUUCUGAGGGAACUUCAUAGUGUGUAUAAGUGGCAGGUCCACUCUGAAACUGCUGUAAGGUGCUGUAAUGUUUUCCAGAAUGUGUCUUUCCUAUGCUGUUGAAGUUUGGGCUGUAGGGUUGGUAAAAUUGCCUCUUCCUUCUUAGUUUUCCAGCAGCCAAACUCGUGAAUGUGAUGCACACAACCGAGGGGGGGGGGAAAAAAAAAAAAAGAAAAAGAUUUUUAUCGCUAUGGAGCGGUGUGUCUGAAACCUGGGAAACACAGGAAACAAGUGCAUGUGGAAGAAAAAUAAUUAUUGGUGUGGCAGCUGAGGUGUGCACCCUGUUUGCACUUCAGUGUAAAUAAUGAGAAAGUGUAAACUUUUUGUUAGUGUUAUAUAUAAUAUGGGGGAGUUGUUCCGAGAUAAAAAAGACCUUAUAGAGAGAUCUGCUAGCACAUAGUCUAAAUUCCAUAUGUAAAUAAACAUUA